Molecule: messenger RNA, 3462 nt
Organism: Pteropus alecto (black flying fox)
Lineage: Eukaryota; Metazoa; Chordata; Mammalia; Chiroptera; Pteropodidae
Gene: IRS4
Product: insulin receptor substrate 4
Exons: 2
Coding region: 1-3462 (1153 amino acids)
Biological process (GO): insulin receptor signaling pathway
Cellular component (GO): plasma membrane; cytosol
Molecular function (GO): phosphatidylinositol 3-kinase binding; insulin receptor binding
Source: RefSeq, a predicted model, not a curated record
AUGGCGAGUUGUUCCUUCGCUCGUGGCCAAGCGACAAGGAGACUGAGAGCUACAGCAGCGGCUACAGCGGCAGCUCUAGCUGCAGUGGCGACCACCCCACUUCUUUCCUCGGGAACCCCGACCGCACUCAUUGGGACCGGGUCAUCUUGUCCGGGAGCCAUGUGGCUCUCCACGGCCACUGGCUCCCGGUCAGACUCCGAGUCCGAUGAGGAGGAUCUCCCCGUUGGGGACGAAGUUUGCAAACGCGGCUACCUGCGGAAGGCCGCCGCGCUGGCGGCCGCAGCGGCGGCGGAGCCACCCUUCUACAAAGAUGUGUGGCAGGUAAUAGUCAAACCCAGGGGGCUGGGGCAUAGAAAAGAGCUGAGCGGCGUGUUCCGGCUCUGUCUUACCGACGAGGAGGUUGUGUUCGUGAGGCUGAAUACCGAAGUGGCCAGCGUGGUCGUCCAGCUCCUGAGCAUCCGUCGCUGCGGGCACUCAGAGCAGUAUUUCUUCUUGGAAGUCGGCAGGUCCACUGUCAUCGGUCCAGGGGAGCUCUGGAUGCAGGUGGAUGACUCUGUGGUGGCCCAAAACAUGCACGAGCUCUUUUUGGAGAAGAUGAGAGCCUUGUGUGCAGAUGAAUACAGAGCCCGCUGCCGCAGCUACAGCAUCAGCAUCGGCGCCCACCUGUUAACCCUACUGUCCACUAGGAGGCACCUGGAAACGCUGCCGCUUGAACCCGGAGGCUGGCUCAGAAGGUCCCGCUUUGAGCAGUUUUGUCACCUCCGGACCAUCGGUGAUGGGGAAGACGAGAUGCUCCUCACCAGGCGCUACGUAACACCCAACGAGCCGGUGCCUCACUCCAGGCGAGGAAGACUGCACCUGCCCAGAAUGCGGAGGUCCAGGAGAGCUGUUUCAGUGCCAGCCAGCUUUUUUCGCCGCCUGGCACCCAGCCCGGUACUUGACCCACACCCAGCAGAAGCGCCCAGCGACAGAGCUUGCUUGUCUCUUGAAACGUCUGGUUCAGUCUCUGGCAACCGUGUGGAAGAAGAUAAUCCUCAGGGCCAAGCCGGUCAGGAAGGUAACGGAGGAGAUGACUACAUGCCCAUGAACAACUGGGGUUCAGGAAAUGGCCGGGGCUCAGGAGGUGGCCAGGGUUCAAGUGGCCAAGGUUCCAGUAGUCAGAGCUCAGGAGGAAACCAAUGCUCAGGCGCAGGACAGAGCUCUGGAGGUAGCCAGGGCUCAAGUGGUGGCUCAGGCGGCCUGGGCUCGGGGGAUCAGGGUUCAGGAGGGAGCCAGUACUCAGGAGAUGGCCAGGGCACCACAGGUGGGCAUGACUCAGGCAGUGGGCAGGGAGCCGGUGGUGGGCAUGGUUCAGGUAGUGGCCAAGGACCGGGAGAUGGCCAGGGACCGGGAGAUGGCCACGGCUCAGGUGGUGGCAAGAACUCUGAAGCCGGCAAAGGCUCAAGAAGUGGGAAAGGCUCUGAUGGCAAUGAUGAACAGAGAAAAUCCCUGAAGAAAAGAUCCUACUUUGGCAAAUUAACUCAAAGCAAGCAACAGCACAUGCCACCACCAACACUACCUCCACCUCCACCCCCACCAGCUGUAGGAACUGGUGGAAAAGGGAAAUCUGGGGGAAGGUUCCGACUUUAUUUUUGUGCUGACAGAAGAGCUACAAAAGAACGCAAAGAAGCUAAAGAAAUCAAAGAUGCAGAGAUCUCACAAGAUGCAGCUCGAAGUUCCCACAGAGCCAGAACUUUUGAUGAAGAUGAGGACGACCCAUAUGUGCCAAUGAGACCAGGGGUGGCUGCCCCUCUUGCAAGCUCCAGUGAUUAUAUGUCAAUGGCUCCUCAACAUGUUUCUGCUUCAAAAAGGCUCCACUCUCGAUCCCCUUUUGAAGAUUCAAGAGGGUACAUGAUGAUGUUCCCCAGAGUGAGCCCACCACCUGCCCCAAGUCCUCCAAAAGCACCUGAUCCUGAUAAAGAGGAUGACUCUAAAGACAAUGACAGUGACAGUGAUUACAUGUUUAUGGCUCCUGGAGCUGGUGCAAUUCCAAAAAAACCCAGAAAUCCUCAGGGCGGCUCUUCCUCCAAAAGUUGGAGCUCCUACUUCUCUCUGCCAAAUCCUUUACAGAGCUCACCGUUGGGACAGAGUGACCACAGUGAGUAUGUGCCAAUGUUAUCUGGAAAACUCCUGGGGAAGGGCCUAGACAAAGAAACCUCAUCUAUCAGGGGCCCCAAAGAUGCAGUCUCAGAGCCUUCACUUGAGGGGUCCUUCUCAAAACCUGGAGAUGGGGGGUCACCUUCAAAGCCUUCAGACGAUGAGUCCCCCAAGAACAAGACUAAGAGACCUAACCAACUUUCUUUUAUUGCGAAAGGAAAUAAAAUCAAGCCAAAACCACAAAAGCUCCUAUGUGAGCAGGGAGAGGCUGACAGCUCUAGUGACUACGUCAACACUGACUUCACUAAAAGAAAUAGCAAUAUGCUAGUGCCCUUCACUCAAGGACUGCCGCAUUCGUGGGGCGUAAUUGCUGACCCCAGACAGUCAGCCUUUUCUCAUUACGUGAAUAUUGGGUUCAGAGUGCCAUUUCGAAAUCCAGCUAAUGACCUCUCAAAUAUUUUAAGAGCUAUUACAGGUGCCAACCUCUUCUCUCUGGACGGUGCUAGGUGGCCACUUUUGCCUCUUCUUUCCAGUGCUACAGGUAGCAAUGCUAAUGAGGAAGAAUGUGACUACAUUGAAGUGAUUUUCAACCGAGCAAUGACACCAGCCGUGCCUUUUGCUGACAGUGCCAUUCGCUAUGAUGCUGAAACAGGUCGAAUAUAUGUGGUCGACCCAUUUUCUGAGUGUUGUAUGGACAUUUCUCUCUCCCCCAGCCGUUGCUCUGAACCAGCACCUGUAGCUAGACUGCUGCAGGAAGAAGUGCUAGAGAGAAGACGCCCACAAAGCCGUUCGCUGAGUUUCUUUGCAUCCGUCAGAUCCUCUAUUUCUGCUUUGCCAACCGACAGCCUGGAGAGAGACCUCUACGCCUCCUUCGCUUCGGCCGCCGUUGCGGUCGUUGUGCCCACCUUUGCCUUGGGCCGGGCUUUAGCCGCCGCCUCCGCCCUCGCCGCGGCUCCAGGACUCGGCGCAGCCGCCGCGGGCUUUCAGGCUGCCUCUGGAUUUAACUCCGCCUCUGUCCGCUGGUUCCAACUUGUUGCUAAUGCUGCUGGUGCCGAAGCAGUAAGCGGGUCCCAGGUCUUCGCCUGUGGCUCGAGCCCUAGAGCCCAAAACCCAUUUGCAGACCUUGACAGGGGAGUGAACCUGGCCGACGGGGCUGCGGCUGCAGCUGCCGCUCCCUCCCCACCACCUCACUGCCUGGUGCCGAGACUCCCCGAGCGAGAAGAUUCUGACGACGAAGACAAAGACGAAGACGACGAAGAUACUUACGCGAGAAUGGACUUUGCCAGAUCUGACAGGAAGUUCGACUCUCCCCAAAGAGGUUGGUAA